Messenger RNA from Xiphophorus hellerii (green swordtail), 2804 nucleotides. Its product is annotated as low affinity immunoglobulin gamma Fc region receptor II-like. The record is from RefSeq and is a predicted model, not a curated record. Gene Ontology annotation, cellular component: external side of plasma membrane. Gene Ontology annotation, biological process: cell surface receptor signaling pathway; immune response. The transcript has 8 exons. Gene Ontology annotation, molecular function: transmembrane signaling receptor activity. Lineage: Eukaryota; Metazoa; Chordata; Actinopteri; Cyprinodontiformes; Poeciliidae. Bases 1 to 1143 code for a protein of 380 amino acids.
AUGUUUACCUCACCAGAGUCCAUCCUCACUGUGUCUCCAUCAUGGCUGAAUCUCGGAGCCUCAGUGACUCUGAGCUGUGAGGUUAAACCUUCAUCUGCAGGAUGGAGGUUCCACUGGUAUCAAGCUGUUCCUGAUUUAUCAAAGAACAUCUACAGAUAUGAUCCACUGCCUGGUAACAUCAGUGGGACUGUAAAUAACUCCAUCAUCAUUCAUGGACAGAAACACCCAGCAGGUUUUGCAUGUAGAGCUGGAAGAGGAAACCCAGAAUAUUUUACAUUUUAUAGUCAAACAAAGUUCAUCUGGUCUGCAGAUCCUCAUCCAGCAGCUUCUCUCUCAGUGAGUCCUGACAGAGAGCAACACUUCACCUCUGAGUCUGUGACUCUGAACUGUGGAGGAAACUCUGCUGAGUGGAGAGUGUGGGAGGUCAUAGAAUCAGGUUAUCUGUUAUACAUCAACAACUGCUCCACCUGGCGGUCAACGACUGGAUCUUCAUGUACCUUCAGUAGUCACUGGUCCCAUAAAUCAGUUUUCUGUUGUGAGUCUGGAUCAGGAGAGUUCAGCAAUGCAGUCAACAUCACUUUUCAACACUGGUUUACAGAUGAAGAUCUUCUCCUGGUGAGCCCCGUCCAUCCUGUGACUGAAGGAGCUUCUGUUACUCUGAGCUGCAGACUGAGAGGAGAAAACCAACUUUCUAAUGUGACUUUCUAUCACAAUGACAAACUGAUCCAAAAUGACAGCAGAGGAGAGCUGAAUAUCUCUGCAGUGUCUCAGUCAGAUGAAGGUUUCUACAAGUGUGAACAUUCAGGAAAAGUUUCACCUCAGAGCUGGAUGGCAGUUAAAGCAGCUAAACCUGCAUUAAAACCUGGAAGCUCUUCAUUUCCUGUGAUGUUGGUCGUUGGACCAGUGAUUGGAGUCGUUCUCUUAAUUCUCCUGUUGCUGCUGUGUCGGUUCAGACAGACCAAAGGUUCUGGAAGAGUGGAGACUGUCUACCAGGAUGAUCAGCAGCAGCCAUUGUACUCCUCUCUCCUGCAUGGAGAUCUUGGUGUCUACGAAACAAUCAGACAGCCUGGAAACUACGUAAAUGUUUCAGGUCAAGAACAACCGGAUUAUGCUAAUGUCAGCGCCAGGUCAGAUUCAGCCUGAAGAUUUUGUUAAGAGGAAUGAAUCAGCAAAAUCUGGAAAUGAUCAGUGUGAACAAUACAGUGAGGAAAAUAAGUAUUUGAACACUUUACGACUUUGCAAAUUCUCCCACUGAGAAAUCAUGGAGGGUCAGAAAUUUUCAUCUUAGGUGCAUGUCCACUGAGAGAGACAUAAUCUAAAAUAAAAAAUUUUAAAUCACAAUGUGUGAUGUAUGUUUGUGUGACUAAUAAGUAUUUGAACACCUGGCAAUGAACAGAAAUUCUUCCAACAUAACAAUGAAUCAAAUUGUUUUAAAGUUCUGUUUUGGGGAUUCGAAGUUUCUUCAGAAACUGAAGAAACAUCAAAUUUCUCUUUAAAAUGUUCUCUUUGGUUUUUCACUCAGUGUUUUUAGACCUGAAUAUCUGAGUUAGUGUGUUGUUAUAGAGAGGAGCCUAUUUAACUUACAUACAUGCUUUAUCAAAACAUCAAACAACUUUUUAUCUUUUUCUUUUUCAACUUCUAUCUUUUUUUAUCACACUUAACAUAAAUAAAUGUGUAACUGGAAAAUGAGCCUCUAAACCUUCUAGACUGUAAAACCACAAGAAUCAAAUAAAAAUAUGUUGAAUAAAUGCAGCCUUUGUAUUUUUAGCAUCUUUCUAAUUACACAGUUUGCAUGUUAACAUUACCUGUGAUCAGGCAGAGAAAAACUACAUAUUUCAUAAGACAACUUCAUUAUUUUGACAGUUUUAGAAAUUCAUUAAGAUUAGAUAAAGUCCUAAAAGGGUCUCAGUAGAAAUAAGUUUCCUAGAAUGGAAACAUUUCAGUGUUUUGUUACCUGAGCCACACAUGGUGAACCCUUCUGCCUUGUGUUCUUGACCCUCUUCAUGUUUAUUAUCAAAUGAAUUUUACUAUUUAAAUGAAAAAUGAUUGGGUGCAAUCCUGCUCCUUUAAUGGAGCAAGAAAAAAAUGAGACAAUUGCAGCACUUACUGGACUUCAUUAAAUACAUUUGAGCUUUCCAUACACAUGAACCUCUAUCCUUUAAGUUCCUACUAAAACAAUAAAUGGGUGCAAUUUUUCUAGCAACAAUAACUACUGUAAGGUCUUUUAUUUUCUUUUUUUUUUGGAAAACACUGACAGCAUGCAUUUUUCUUUCAGGAAAUAAAGUUUAACAAGAUAAGAAUAGAUUCAAAGUAUGUUUCCAUGGUAAAACUUGCACUGUUGUAAUUCAUUUAGUUUUAUAAGCUGUCCUGUCUCAUAAAAACUCAUAAGAUUAUUGAAAUGUUGCAAACAGUUUGCCGCUGUGUGGCAGGGCUAAAACAAACCGCAUCCAAGGUUUUCUUGUGAUCAAGUUCAUUUUUAUGAGAGUUUAUACAGUUUGUGCUUAAUACCAACGUAUGAAAAUAAAUAUGUCGCUGCGCUGUAGAUAAUUUUGUCUCUUCGUUUUAGACGGGGAACUGAGAUGGGACAGGAAAAAAAAGGUGUGAAUUUCAUCAGAGUUUUCAGAAGUCCACUGUGAGUCGGGUUCUAUUGUUUCUCAGGGAAAGUACACAGAAAACAACAAGACUCACUUUUAUUGGAAGCAGGUUAGAAUCUUGCCACUAAACAUGACGACUGUCAUGUUGAUAGAACUGUUUUGUCAGAAAACAUGUUCUCUGUCCAGUUGAAACAUGUGUGUAUAUCACUG